AUGUUGGCUACUCAACAUCAAUAUAUACAUUCGACAAAUGAUAAGAUCAACAACGCUCCAGGAUGGGACGAUAAGAUUGUACCUACUUUAAAGAAACGACUCGAGUCAGAAUCUAUUUACCUGACCAACCGACUCUCAGCCACUCAAUUUGAAGAAAACACUUCUUCUCCUUCCAUCGCUACCUCACAAAUCAAUACAUUCCCACUUACACCAACAUUCGGUAUCUUCCCUCUUUCCCAAACCCAACAUCCAUCUUCUAGCCAUACCCAUACGUCAAAUAUAGAUGAUCGAGGAAGACAACCAAGUUCAAACCCAACACAAAUCAUCUCGUCAUCAUCAUCUUCAUCGACCCACAGUCCUUCCACCGACGCGGUACGAAGUAAACCUAUACCUUCCAGAAUACCUACUAGACCAAGAUCAAAAUCUCAAAUCUCAACCAGACCUUCUGUCUUUCACUCAAAUUCACAUCCGCCUCCUCUACCUCUACCUCCAGCAGGAACGGGAAUUCCCAUACUCGAAACACGAUCGCGUUCACCUUCUAAACGGUAUAACAUUCCUUCCUCCUCCUCCUCAUCGAGAAUGGCUUCAACCAUACUUGAGGAUAAUGUAAGAAAGGAAAGGGAAAGUUUUGAUCUGAACAUGGGAGAAAGAAUCAGAGAAGGUUUUAUCAAAAAUGAGUUACCACCUUUUAGAAUGAACCCUAAUGAAGCUUUGAGGAUAGCUGAAAAGGGUCAUAUAAUACAUCAAAAUGAUUGGAAUAAAUCGUCAUCAUCAUCUUCAAGUAAUAGACCAAGUUACAAUGCAAACACUGGAAACGACGACGAUCAAGUAGGUGAUGGUGGUCAAGGUGAAAAAAGGAAAAGAGCAAUUACGAUGAAAACGAAUGGCAAUGGCAAUGGUAAUAACACCAACACCAACCUAUUACCCAGAAGUAGAAUACCGAUGGAAAGAAGUGGUUCAUCAGGAUCAGAUAGGUCCUCUACAAGAAGGAACAGUAGACCAUCAACUUCUUCUGCAAUAGCAUCUACAUCUACUUCCACAUCUGCAACGAAUGAUAAAGGAUAUGGAUACGGAUAUGGGAUGUCAGCCUCACAGACUGGAUUAGGACUAGGAAUGGGACAUCCCAAUUCAAUGAACACAUCAAGACUUUCAAAUGGAAAACCAUCACAACGUUCUGGAUCAGCUUCUUCGAGAUCACCAAUCAACGGUUCACCAUCAUUAUCAUUCAAUGCACCUCGUUCAGCUUCAAUGAACAUCUUAUCAAACAGUCCUUCGAUGAUCGGGAAUGCACAUGGUCACAGUCACGGUACACCACCCAAUUCAAGAUUAGGGGUAGCGGCGCAUUUCAUUCCACCAGAAAGUACUUACACACCACCAAAAGGUGCUGAUUGGGAUGAAGUGGUCUUACCGACAGUAGCGAAGAAAUUAGGCAUAACAGACCAAGAAAAGAAGGAAGGUGCGGACAUCAAGACUGAAGAGGAGGAUUUAGCUGUUGAAUGGGAUAAAGAUGGUACUCCCAUCAGAUGGGUGAAGAGGAAAGGUCUACCGAAGGGUCUAGGAGAAUCGAUCGGCAGUCAGGACCCUUCACGGCCUGAUAAUUCCACACCGACGAGGACUCACGCUUUCUCACCUACGUUCGAGCCAUCCCCUGAUAACCCACUACACCCUCGUCCACGACCAUCUCACUCAUCCUCUUCACUCCGUCGUAAACCGUCAGGAGACGCUGUCGAACUAGGUUCUAUACGAACGACCAACGGUCCAUCAUCUACAUUGAAUCAAGGUGAUUCUCAUCCGACUACAUUCCCCACCAAUAUCAGUAAUACAUAUUAUCCAGGUGGUGAACCGUUCUCACACCCUCAAUCACAUAGGAAAACAAGUUCACAGAAUCUGUCGUUAUCGAAUGGAUUUGGUUCAGGAUCAGGAUCGAAUCCAAACCUGAAUAGAAAACCUUCUACAUUGAAAAAACAACCAACACCUUCUGUCUCUCGUCAAACGUCUGAAUUAUCAUUGAAGAAUAAUAGGAACAGAGUUCCGUCAAAUAGCAAUAACAAUAAUGGUAAUGGUAAUGGUAAUGGUAAUGGCAGUCUCAAUAUGAGAGGAAACGUCUUUGCCCCUCCAGGACAAAACCUUAAUCCACUGACCAAUCAGUCUGGAACUCCAGGUACGACACAUAGAAUCACUGAUGCCAUUUAUGAAAAUCAAAUGGCUAGAAGAGAUGGAAGGGUCAACGAGAAGAGCAAUAAAAAGAAGGAUGGUGGGAGUCAUGGUAAAGGCUGUGGAUGUUUGAUCAUGUAA
Molecule: messenger RNA, 2295 nt
Organism: Kwoniella shivajii
Lineage: Eukaryota; Fungi; Basidiomycota; Tremellomycetes; Tremellales; Cryptococcaceae
Exons: 3
Coding region: 1-2295 (764 amino acids)
Source: RefSeq, a predicted model, not a curated record